AUGUCCAAGAAAGAGCGGCAAGCGGCACGGUCUCCUUACGGUGUGCGUGCAGGGUUCUUCGGGCUAGACUUCGCUAAUGAUUUUUCGGCUGUUGGUGCGCUAUCACACAUACACCUAUCUGAGAUGAACGACGAGCGCUGGACUAAGUACCUGCCAGUGGGCGGACCCGAGCACCCACACUCGCAGGAGUUAACUGACGUUCUGAACGUGAGCCGUUUUGUUUCAUACCUUUACCAGCGAGCGUACGCUGCGCACGGUGAUGAAAUUUAUACUAGCCUGACUGUGCCCAGAUGGGAUAAAGGGAAGAGGGCUUCCAGGGCGGACCACAUCACCCUCACGCCACCACUCUUGGCGUUAAAACAGAGACCCAUAGACACAGUCAACAACAAGGUGCGUCGUGCAUUCCCAGUGAUUUUCCACACGUCAAAUCUUGAGUUGGGCCACACAAAGGUGACCAAAAUGGAGUAUGCUGCUGUAGGUGCACCGUGGUUGGUUCCGAUUGCUCACAACCGAAAGGCAAAACGUGAAAUCUGGAAGUAUUUGGCAUCCGCGCCGUUAUUUCUGUCAACGAACAAAACCAUCAUUCAGGAUUCCUACCACGCUAGAUGUGGUUUCCCAUUUGAAAGAACUAUUGAAAAGAUGAAAUAUCUUUGA
Messenger RNA from Phytomonas sp. EM1, 654 nucleotides. The record is from the annotation of a GenBank genome assembly. Lineage: Eukaryota; Euglenozoa; Kinetoplastea; Trypanosomatida; Trypanosomatidae.